Musca domestica (house fly) is the source of this 3518-nucleotide messenger RNA. RefSeq names its product cysteine-rich motor neuron 1 protein. The record is from RefSeq and is a predicted model, not a curated record. The transcript has 6 exons. Lineage: Eukaryota; Metazoa; Arthropoda; Insecta; Diptera; Muscidae. Gene Ontology annotation, biological process: regulation of signal transduction; regulation of cell growth. Gene Ontology annotation, molecular function: insulin-like growth factor binding. Bases 1765 to 2448 code for a protein of 227 amino acids. Gene Ontology annotation, cellular component: extracellular region.
CGAGAGCGCAUCAAAAAUUUAUGAAAAAAAGAAAAGAAGACAGAAUUGUGUUUUUGUUUGGUUUUGAAAGAAAAAUAAUACAAAAAUUAAAGCAUAAAUUUCGGGGCAGAGAUGGGGCGAAAGAAUUCCCCAAUGAAUUAAAGUGCGUUUGAAGAAAUGGCAAAGGCAACAGAACUUUGAUUGAUUAUCGUGGCGAAAAGCAAAAGAAAGUGCAGAAAUUGUUUUGUCAUGAUUGUGUUUUUUUUGGGUUUUCUUUCGGUUUCGUAGCUCACGUUAACGCCUAAUGUUAUGCUACAAAUGGCAAACUUUGCUUAACUAAACGAUUUCCGUUUCCCGUUUUACGUCACCUCCCUACGCUAAUGAUGCCAAACAAACAAAACGUACAACAAGACCGAAUGAAGCCAAAAGGAGGAAAGGCAACGAAACACAGGUGUUAACUAUGUAAAUGUUGAUGGGCUGUCGUGUAAAUCUAAAGUGAAAGUGUGUCUGUGUCGGUGUCCGUGUGUGUGUGUGUGUUAAAUAGGCUCACGGCAUUGUUGGGGCCGGUAGAUGUUGGUGCGUUUGUUUCGUGUCAGCGCUGAGCCCACAAGCUGUCUGUCAAUGCCAGCAUUUGGUUCUUUAAAAUAAAAAAAUAAAAAACAAAAAAUAUUUGUUCCUCCUUCCCCUGCCGACAGAGGUUGAUACUCUCCAUGGAAAAUCAUGAAAAACCAAAACAAAAACCACUUACAUUUGUAAAUGUCAAUGUGUGACAGGGGCAUUGUAAAACAAAACCCAAUAAUAAAAAUUACAAUAAAUAAUUUUACGUAUUUAAUGGCCAUUCCAAUAUACGCCUAAAAGCAGGCCAUAAAAAAACGAAAAUAAAACAACUAAAAAAAUAGCAAAACAAAACGUAAUCAAAUAAAACUGCACACCACGAGGGAAAUACAUUUCUGUUUUUUUGUUUGCAAAUCAAAAUUAAAUUUCAAUAAAUUUUCAAACAUAAAACCUUAACGAUCUUCGGAUUUUGUGUAACAUAUGCCAAGGGUUUAAAAAAGAGGAAUUUCCCACUUUCAACGAAAAGAAAAACCUAAUUUUAGGUAAAUAAAAAAAAUACAUAUUCGUGUGUGUGUGCGUGUACGUGUUUUGUCGAGUGUGCUUUUUGUGGGGAAAUGUAAAUUUGAUUUUCAUUUCCCAUUGCAAGGAAUUUAUGUUUGCAUUCCCCUGCCCCUUCGCUCCAUCAUCCAAGACGUCUGCCAUUUUCUGAAAAAAAAGAAAAUAAAAGGAACACCAUAAAAUUAGGCAACAAAGGACAAAGGAAUUUUUGGGGAAAAAAAUCGUACAUUUGGAAUGCCAGCAAUAACCCAAAGCGUGCGACUUGUGUAGGCUCCCCCCACCACCACUCCGCCAGCCUGGACACAAACCCAGUUGAAAAUGCAUUCCAUUUGCAAAGAGUUGCUCCUGCAGCCACAGUUGCUUCAAUUGCCACAGAGACAUAAAUUUUGCUUAAGAUAAAACUUUAUAACAACAGACAAUUGCAAACAGUCGUUUUCGUUUUGUUUUCGGUUCAGGUUUGUCCUGAAUUUCCAAAAAAAAUUCCCAACCCCCUCUCUGGUAGGGGAAGAAAUCUGGUGUAUUUAUUUAAACUUCCAUUUCAUUUGGAGUAGCUCCACUCCAUGGUGUCAUAAAGCUCAAUAAUUGCAGAAGACCUGCAAAAUAUAUAUAAACUAAAAGAGAGCCCUUCCCCCUUCCCUACAUUGCUCAAAAACCACCCCCUCCCCCCUCAAAAUGAGCUCAAAAACAGAAUGUUGUUUUCUAAACCUCCGCACCUACCUGAUAUAUUUAUGCUGCUAUCUGCUGGUGGUGGUGGCAGCCGGUUCCCGGGUGGUCAACGGUUUGAAAUGUUAUUGCAAUCCCAAGGAGUGUGACGUCAUCAGUUCACUGGAUUGCCCCGGCAAGGGGUUGAUUGUUUUGGAUCCAUGCAACUGUUGUCCCAUCUGCGCCAAGACCGUGGGUGAGGUAUGUGGCGGCCCCGGAGAUUUUUCAGGACGCUGUGAACCACCGUUAAAAUGUGUGGCAAAAUUGCCAACCGCCAAUGCGCUGGGAGUGUGUAUGGAUUUAGCAUUCUCCAGCACCUCAACGAUAACAUCAUAUCACAAUCAUCUGCAUCAUCAAAAUUGUACAAAAUCGGAGCGGAUACGAAUCAAGAAGGGAUGUGAAAUCAUCGAUAAACGUUGCCAUUGCUGGCCGACGUUAAAAGUGUGUCGAAAUCAGGUGAACACCGGAUCGGGUUCGAGAAUUCUGCGAUGGCAUUUCAAAACGCUGGAGGACUGCCAAGUUAAUUUAGUGAGCCUCAUAAAAACGGAAUUGGAUUUCGAUGAGGACUAUACAAUAGCACCGAAUUUGUUUUCACACAAAAAGACAAGACGAAGGAAGAAAUUUCGAACAAAAGAUGACAAUGACUUUGACUAAUGCUUGAAGUUUCUUCAAAGCUUUUGCUCAAAAGCUGCAACACAGACAUACACACAAUGAAAACUGGAAAACAACAACAAAUAAGCAACAAUAAAUGACCACCCUUACAAAAACAACAACAAAAAAUAACUAAAUAAUACAACAACAACUCCUAACAAUGAAACUUGAAUGUAUUUAAAAGGAUAGGCAAAAUAGAAACCAAGCAAAAAAAAAACAACAACUUUUCCAUUUUGUAUAAAUGUAUUGUAUAGAGAAAACCCCCAACAACAACAAACAAAAGAGAAUAAUAAUAACAGAAAGCUUAGUACUAGCAAACAGAAAAAAAAAACAAAUAAAUAAAUAUUGAUGUAUUAGUGUUAACAUAAACAAAAGUCAGGUGUUUUUGAAAGCUUCAAAAACACUUAAGCCCCCCCAGAGGUAAAAAAGAAUACGAAAACGAAACUUGAGAAAAACAAAGCUUUUUAUAAAAAAGUUGAGAAAUAUUUAUUAAAUCCCAUUAAAUAAUGUAAAGAUAUAAAUGUUGAAAUUAAAAAAAAAUACCAAAAAUAAAAAAAUAUAAACGAAAUCAAAUAAAUAAACAUGUAUACAAUUAUUUAUACAUAUAUACAUAUAAAAGAAAUAUAUAUAAAUUAGUAUUAUGUAUUUACAAACAAAAUGACAAAUAUCAAAAUAAUUCAUUGCCAUGAAGCUUUGAACCAGGCUUGUUUUUGAUUAUUUUUUUUUUAAUUUUUUGAAAUUUGUAUUUGAAUUUUACAGAGAAAACAAAAAUAUGAUAAAAACCGGAACUGUAUUUAAAGACAUGUAACUUUGCAGCAAAUAAUGAAGACAAUAGUAAUAAGCUGUUCAGAUGAAACAAAAAAAAACACACAAACACAGAAAAACGCCCAAAAGUAUACUCCAGAAAAAAAACACAAAUUAAUAGAAAACUGAAUUGAUUUCUGCCAUACCGAAUAUGCAAUAUUUUAUGGAAAACUUCAAAAUCCACUAAGCUUUCCAUGUCAAACCGAAUAAAGCUCCUGGCUCUAUUAACUUGAAAUGAAAACUCAGCCAAACUUUUCCAGCUUGCAAAC